CUCUGCCUGCGUCUCUUUCCUUCUCCGCCUCUUUAUUACUUCAUCUGCUGCGAUUCAAUCAUUUGGCUUCCUGACGAACGGGAUUAGAUCAGGAAGCGCUGGAUGAGUGUUCAGAUAACGGCAGGUUUUUCUUUAUGUGGACGACACAUGACGUUUAGAAGACGGCGACAGGUUUGAGUCACAGGGUCAGAAAGAAGCUGACUAACUGCCUGAGGGAGUUUCUUCUGCUUUCUUUAAUAUCCUGAGGAUUUAUGUGACGGUGGGGAAACGGACGGAUGACAGCUUUAGUGCAGGCCUAAAAUGGUUGAUGUUGUAACGCCGCGCACAAUGCCGUCAGAAACCGAAGUUCACGUGGCAAGGAGCUUUCUGACCAAGAUUUUGCGAAGCUCUAUGAGGAAGAACCGCUUCAAAGGAAAGAAUGAUCCAGGCUCGCGGCCCCAUUCCUGGCACUCCUCCAAGCUGACAGAAGAGGAGACAGAGCCCGCUGGGAGAGAGGCCACCCCGGCACCGGUCUGGCAGCCAAAACAUGAAGCAAGGCCCGAAGAAUUGUCCACUCAAGGGGAACAGAACAGCCAGCGUCAGCUAACCAGUCAGUUCAGCUCAGUGAACAACAUGGAGAGACUGGACCGUCCCUCUCAUCCUUUCCCCCCGGGUCGUCUUUCCCCAACCAAAUACAUCAGCGGUGCAGAGCCCCUCACUGGACCUGCAGGCAAGAGAGACUCUGCGUUCAGCUGCUUCACCAACGGCUCCAGCCCUCCUGUUCACGACCAGAGCACGUCGGGUAGGAAGGGCACCAGCACUGAAAACAUUUUCUUCAAGGGCCUCCAGAGCGAGGGGCUUCAACAGGCCGGGCGGCCCAGGUACCACCAGCCGGCGCUGGGGAACGGAGGCUGGGAGGGGUUACGGGCAGAGGAGCAGCCGGCCACUCGGGUUUCCAUCGCAGGGAGACUGAGCAUCGGCCCAGUGUGGCAAGUACCAGAGAAGAAGUCCCAGUCUCCGCCUCCCCCACCUCCUCCCCUGCGCAGUGACAGUUUUGCUGCCACAAAAGUGUUCCCCUACCCCGAAGGGCCAAGUGGUCCCACAAAGAGCCACCGCAGAUCCACAGAAAAACUGACUGAGAGCAAUGAGCAGAACGGCCUCAGAUCUCACCAAGGAAAAACCUCAGAUCCCAGACACAGCUUCAAGCCCCUGCCCGCCAAAGACUCCCUCCAUCCCCCCCACGCAGCAGCCGACCACAACCACAACCAGCUGCACCCCAACAAACUGUUCUCUUUGUCCAGCAAUGACGUGCGACAGUCUCAUUACACCCAAGUAGCUGCCCACCAGAGGCAGUACAGUGAUGAAAGCCCCUUCUACCUGCAGACCAGGUCAGCUCCUCCUGCAAAGACCCAGAGUGUUGGCAGCUACUAUCGCAGCCUCCAGGAUCUACCCACUAAUCUUUUCAACCGCAGGCAAGUUAGGCACUCCACCGCAUCCAUGACAAGUCCUGCUGCAAACCCACACCUGGAGGGUUGGGGCCACAGCAGAUACUACGGCCCAGCAGGCAAGCAUCUGGCUCAGGCCGCGGAGCUUCAGGCCAGGCAGGGCAAAGCAGAGGGCCGGAGGGGGGAGCCGGAGAAAGCACACUGGGUGAACAGCAGUGAACCAGGCUUCUCAAGUUCAUUGAAGGCAAAGUACCCUCUACCUCAGUCCCAGAUGCCUUACAGCGAAAAUAAGGAGCGCAAUGGUCAUUCCCAUCUGGGGAAUGGUCUUCAUCCAACCUCUGAACAUUGUAAUCAGAGCCGCAGCCUGGAGGACGCUGCAAAGAGAGCUGAAGGACACAAUAAUGACACCAAAAGACAUUUUGCAACACAUCUAAGUAAUGAUCAUAAGGUUGGUCUUUCAAGGCAGCAAGACCCAUGGGUGCCUCAAGAAGACCAGCGGAUAUCCCCCCUGAAAACCCCCCUCCUCCACUCCCUGGCCCAGGAGAGCAGGAGUCUGGCUGAGAGGCAACCUGCAGCUAUGACCAUGGGUGUCACGUCCAGCCAGGAUACUGGUGACACCAUGCCCACCGGCAGUGGAAAGGUGAAUCGACGCAGUGACCGUUACGCUACCACGCUCCGCAAAGAGAUCCAGCAGAAACGAGCUCAGCUGCAAAAGAGUCGCAGCGCUGCAACUCUGACGUGUGAUGCAGAGGACGAGGAGGUAGAGGAGUGGAGAUCCACUGAGACUUCUACGUCCUCUGGUGCCUCCUUUUCCAAUAUCUACAAGGAUCACCUGAAAGAGGCUCAGGCCCGGGUUCUCCAGGCCACCUCCUUCCAGAGACGCGACCUGGAGCCCCUUGGACCCGAGGUGCCGGUAUUGAAAACCUCUAAUGGACGCAUUAGAGGACGUAAACGCUUCCCCCUGGCAAAGAGGACCCACUCCUUCUCAGAGCCGGACAAGAUAGACAAAGUAGGCGUGGAGUUAGAACCUCAAAGGGGGUCCUUCGGAGAGCGCAGGAGGUUCUUCGAGGCCAAACCAGCUUUCUCCAGACCUGUGCUGAAGUCAAGUCAAAGUUCAAACCUGAGCACAGACCUGGGUGAGGUAAGCAAACUCAAAGAGAACACUUCCUCCGCAGACCCCGACCUCCUCAGUCCUGGGUACAAACAGAUCUUACUGGAGCAGCAGAGGCUCGGGACCUUCGCUGAGUACCAGGCCACAUGGAACCAGCAGAAGAAGUCGCCAGAGGCCAAGACGCAAGGGAGGUAUCACUCUGCAGAGAAUAUCUUGGAUGCAGAUGCUGAGGAGAAAGUCAUCUGCACCCAUGAGAGAUCCAGAUCAUCCCCGUCUGCAGACUUCUAUGCACAGAAUAUUCCCUCAUCGUGGAGAGACCCUGAAGACCAGCAGAGCAGUUACACCACCAGGGGAGAAUCAGAGAACCGACUUCGAUAUCAACCCGACCGCAGCCCACACUCGGCCCCGUCAGUGCCCAGGAACGAGGGCCCAGCACCAGGCCUCUCCGACCACAGGACCAAAUCCAACGCUGCCAAUCCCUCCCAGACCACACUCUCCUCGGGCCCUCGCAGCCACAGCCCCAACCCUGGCUCCCAGCACGCAGCUCAGCCUCCACAAACCAAGGGCCUCCUGCCGCCGCCCAGGCCCCUUUUAGGGCCAGAAACCACAUCCUCCUCCCAGGAAUUCCUCGCUGCCUCCCAGGCAAAGCCGGCGGCGCUCCAGCCUCUGUCCAGCUGGAGCUCUGACACCCAGCACCAUGAUACUACCCCCGGCUCCUCUGCUGGCCCCGCCCCGGCCAGCUCCCCUCACCUCAGCUGGACAUCCCCACCAGAUGUGCGUAAAGGAGAUGUAGAGCCCGAGCAGGAGAGGGAGCAGCUGCCACGGCCUUCAUCGCCUCGCUCCUCCUGGACGGCCCCUCUGUCUUUACCCACCGCGGAUCGAGUGCGGUCUCCCUCGCCACAGUUUGCACCGUUGAGACUGACCGACAAGCCGCCGGCCGUGAAGGAUGACUCAACACUCAGGUCGGAAAAUGAGCUGAAGCUUGCAGAAGGGAUGGAUGUGAACAGUCCAGUGAGGAAAGUCCCCGUGAGGAUCGUCCACGCUGAGAGCAGCUCAGACCGGGGGGGACGUGCCUACCUGCCCCCGAGCGGCGAGACCUGCAGCGCCUUUGAGCCGUCGCCCUACAUCCCCUGCCUGGGGGCCACAGAGCACCCGGUGUCGUCCCUGUUCAGCGCCUACAUCCGCCAGGUCACUCAGGACCCGGGUCAAGUUUCCUUACAAGAGACGGACAAAGAGUCGAGCUCGGCAGGUGUCCAGCGCUCAGAGGAGGACGCCAAGAGAGAGGAACUGGCCAGGGACAUCAUGGGUAAAGACAAGUCCCUGGUGGACAUCCUCAACCAGAGCGGCAGGAAGACCACCAUGGACCUCAUGGAGGGGCUCUUUCCCCCAGAGGAGCAGAUCCUGGAGGGAGCCCACCAGAGGAGGAGGACCCCCACCAGCUCCAGGCCGACCACGUUGUCCCCCAGGAUCACGGACAGGAGGGGGGAGGAGGAGGAUGUGUCUGCAUCAGCAGCAGCUUCUCUGGUGCCCAGCUCCUCCUACUACAACACAUCAGCUCCCAAAGCCGAGCUCCUCAUCAAGAUGAAGGACAUGCAGGGGCAGCUGGAGGAGCAGGACUCUGAGGACGAGCUGGACAUCGAUCUGGCCAGUAAAAAGCAAGAGCUGAUCUCCAGCCUGGCGAGGAAGCUGGAGGUGCUGCGGGAGGCACGGCAGAGCCUGCAGGACGAUGUGGAGGACAACGAGACCCUGGGUCGGGAGGUGGAGGUCACCGUGCAGCGCCUCUGUCAGCCCAACCAGCUCGACAAAUUCCGCAUGUUCGUGGGCGACCUGGACAAGGUGGUGAGCCUGCUGCUGUCGCUGUCGGGGCGGCUCGCCCGGGUGGAAAACGCCCUCAACAGCCUGGAGGAUGAAGCUUCGCCAGAGGAGAAGCGGAACCUGACGGAGAAACGCAAGCUGCUGAUGCGGCAGCACGAAGACGCCAAGGAGCUGAAGGAGAACCUGGACCGUCGAGAGCGCCUGGUGUCCGGGAUCAUGGAGGUCCACCUGGACGCGGAGAGCCUGGACGACUACCGGCACUUCGUCAAGAUGAAGUCGGCCCUCAUCAUCGAGCAGCGCAAACUGGAGGACAAGAUCAAGUUGGGCGAGGAGCAGCUGAAGUGUCUGUUGGACAGUUUGCCGCUGGAGCAGAGGCCGACGCUCUGAAGCCUGGAAACAGCAUCUGGUUCUGCAGAAGAAAUCGUGCAUCAGAUUCACAACAAGCUGGAGGUGCAACAUGUAGCAUUUUGAAUAUCAAUGUUGUUAAAUCGUGUCCGACUCCACGGCUGAGACGAUGAUUUCAAGCCUCUGUUUCCUUAUUGUUCCUCAGAAGACACGAUUAAAAUAGUUCCUGUGCUGCAAAGAUCUCAGACCAGAGAGGAGUUUAAAAGAAAUAAUGUUUUGCACAUUAGACGAGGACACAGAGACACUCGUUUGUAGUCAACUGAUUCACGGCUGGGUCGAUCAAACCGAGGAUGGAGAGAAGAUGAGUCUGUCUGCAUUGUUUACAGGUUAUUUUCUAUUUUAAUGCUUGUGUUAUGCACAGCAGACAUUCAACUCAGUAUUUUGUAUAUUUUAGUUUUAAUGAUAAUCUGGUAUUUCAGAUACAAAAGCUAAAAUCAAAGUCUGACCUUUUCAGCAUCAUAUUAAAUUGAAUCUUCAGGCCACCAUACUGUUAAUUGGUUGUUUUUGCACCUCAACGCCCCCUAGUGACCAAACAACCAAACAUGCACACACCAGAUGAUCUUUUCAAUCAAUUGGUAGAAGAAUAAAUUUGGUUGUUUUUUCAUUUGACAGUAUUUCCAGCCUCACCUUGAUAUUUGUGUUUCCGAGUUGUAUUUAUCGCUCUGCAUUUGCUUGUGUUUUCAUUUCUUAAUUUUCUAGUAAUUUAUUGUAGCCUUUUUGAAAACGUGUACUGGAGGAAGGGGAAACGUUUCCCCUGUGAUUUAAUUUCCUGACAUACUUUUUAGUUUUCUAAUGAAAGUAAAAGAAGAGUUUGAUUCUGAUUCCAUUUUUUAAAAAGUGUUCUGAAAGUUUUUUCCCCACUUUUACGACGACGUGUAUUAUUCUCUCCGAGUAGCUGUCGCUGUCACGUUUGAUGCUUUUCUCACGCUGGAGAGGAACUCUUUCAUUUAUUUGAGAACAAGCGGUGAACCUGUUAAACUGGAAAAGACGAUGCUGAUGUGUUCCAGCAGUACAGAUGUGUUCCAGCAGUACAGAUGUGUUCCAGCAGUACAGAUGUGGCUCCUGCUUCUUUUCUGUAACCUCACAGCUUUUUCAUUUCCCAAAAAAAUCUCCCUGAGCUACGAACGUUUUCUACUUUGAUCCACCACAGGGACUGAGGUGCAGCUGGAGGUUUUCAGUGAAGUUGAAUCAAAAAGUUAGCACUUUACUCUGGUCCUUUUAUUAUUUUAGGAGACUCUCGACAUAUAUAUUUAAAAGAAGACGUGCCUACUGUAGCUCCGCACCGCUGUAACUUUCAUGGACUGACGUGGCUACUGCGUACAGCCCACUCUGUAUGUAUGCAGUGGGCUCCACCACCAGCUUCAAAGCAAUAAAAUGAUUUGUUGAUCCCGA
Molecule: messenger RNA, 6147 nt
Organism: Hippoglossus stenolepis (Pacific halibut)
Lineage: Eukaryota; Metazoa; Chordata; Actinopteri; Pleuronectiformes; Pleuronectidae
Product: protein Shroom2
Exons: 11
Coding region: 301-4737 (1478 amino acids)
Biological process (GO): actin filament organization
Cellular component (GO): apical junction complex; adherens junction; apical plasma membrane
Molecular function (GO): actin filament binding
Source: RefSeq, a predicted model, not a curated record